Messenger RNA from Engraulis encrasicolus (European anchovy), 5468 nucleotides. RefSeq names its product ankyrin repeat domain 27 (VPS9 domain) (gene ankrd27). Gene Ontology annotation, biological process: early endosome to late endosome transport; neuron projection morphogenesis. NCBI's taxonomy places the organism in Eukaryota, Metazoa, Chordata, Actinopteri, Clupeiformes, Engraulidae. Bases 287 to 4192 code for a protein of 1301 amino acids. Gene Ontology annotation, molecular function: SNARE binding; guanyl-nucleotide exchange factor activity. The transcript is spliced from 29 exons. Gene Ontology annotation, cellular component: early endosome; neuron projection; late endosome. The record is from RefSeq and is a predicted model, not a curated record.
UUGUGCAUCUUAUCAUUGAAAUAGUGUAGAAUUCUAUUUUCAUCGAUGUGUUCUGUAUCUGCUAAGGCAAGUCGUGAUUGGCUAAGUGAAAGACCUUUGCCCGAGCGAUCUGGAAUGCCAUUGGUCAGGAGGAAACACUCGCAUGAACGUACACUUCACCAUUUUUAAGGCCGGGCGCUGACGUUGAUGCACAAUAGACUGAUGUUUACUCCAUUCGGGAAACGUUUAAUUUUAGCAUGAGACCUCCGUGUCAAUAAACUGCCUGGACGUUGUGUGUGGGUUCCCUAUGGCUGUGUAUGAUGAGAACCUGUUGAGGAACCCUUUCUACCAGGCGCUGGAGAAGCAGAGGCCGGACCUGUGCAGCCGCGUGGCUGAGGUGCACGGCAUUAUCCUGGUGCCUUGUCAGGGGAGUCUGCCAGCGAGCGCCUACACAGCGGCCCAGUUUGAGAAGUAUGUUCUCCUGCCCUCAGAGCAAGGCUACCAGACCGCAGAUGGCAAGGAUGUGUCGAUACAGGACAACCAGGUGCGGCUGGGAGCUGGCUUCCCGUGCCCUGGCUCGGUGCCCAUUUUGUUUGAGGAGACCUUCUACAAUGAGAAGGAGCAGGCCUACAGCCUCCUCUGCGUAGCCCGGCCCCUGGAGGCACAGCACAACUCAGUGGAGACGGCUGUUGUGUCGACGCAGUACUGUUUUAAGAAUGUGGACGAUGUUAAGUUGUUCCUGGGCCGCCACACCGAGCGGCUGGACAAGAUCAUUGUCAACUUCAACAACGGCUUCAAGGAGCAGGAGAGGAAGGGACUCCGCUACCAGAUAGAUUCGGUCAACGCCCUUUACACAAAAUGCCUUCAGAAUUUGUUGAGGGAUACUCGUCUGAAAGUGCUGGCCAAGCAGGUGCUGCAGAUGACGCUCCUGAAGCAGUCAGUGGAGAUGUAUGUUCAUCAUGGUAUCCAUGAGUUUAUCUUUAAUUACGUGGGAAGUCUGGAAGCAAGUCAGGAUGCGGCUUUCAAUAAGACCACGCGUGGCCUGCAGGACGUGCAGCAGAAGGACCUUGGGAUUAAGUCAGAGUUUAGUAUCAAUAUCCUGCGUGCCAAGAGGGAGUUGAGCCAGCUCAAUCGCUGCACGUCCCCCCUGCACAAGCUGCUGUGCCUCAGGAAGGUGGCACUCACCAUCAUGCAGUCCCCCAGCCCAAAAGUGAGUUUAGAUGCCAUCUGUGCUGACGAUCUGCUCUCGGUCAUCCUGUAUCUGCUGGUCAAGACGGAAAUCCCAAACUGGAUGGCCAAUCUGAGCUACAUCAAGAAUUUCCACUUCUCCAACUCCACCAAGGACGACCUGAGCUACUGCCUCACCUCCUUCGAGGCCGCCGUGCAGUACAUCAGCCAGGGGAACCUCACUGAGGGACUCACGGGCCCAGGGGAUCUGAACAGCAAGCUGUUCUUCAGCCAGAAGAUGAACCUCCUCUCCCAGAGUGCUGCUACUCCCAUAGACCACCUGUUCGAGCACAUCGCCAACGGUAACGAGGGUGAGGUGCGGCGCCUGCUGAGUGAGAGUGAGAAGGAGGAGGACGGGGACAAGCUCUGCCACCCACUCUGCUCCUGCGACCGCUGCGAGUUCAGACUGUCAGGACGACUGAACGACCCCUCCAUCAUCACCUCUCUGUCCCGAGACGACCGAGGCUACACUCCUCUACACGUGGCUGCUUUCUGUGGUCAGUCGUCGCUGAUUGACCUGUUGGUGUCUAAAGGGGCGGUGGUCAACGCUACAGACUACCACGCCCUCACCCCCCUGCACCUGUCAUGCCAGAAGGGCUACCAGGGAGUCACGCUGCUGCUUCUGCACUACAAGGCCAACACGGACGCUCAGGACAACAACGGCAACACCCCGCUGCACCUGGCCUGCAUGCACGGCCACGAGGACUGUGUGAAGGCGAUGGUGUACUUCGACCUGCACUCGUGUCGGCUGAACAUCCAGAACGACAAGGGCGACACCCCGCUGCACAUCGCGGCUCGCUGGGGCUACGAGGGCAUCAUCGGGGUGCUGCUGGAGAACGGAGCCUCCACCGCCAUCCACAACAAGGCCAAGGACACACCCCUGCAGUGCGCCCUCAACUCUAAGAUCCUGUCCCAGCUGGAGCGUAUCCAUAAUGGCAGCCCGAGAAAAGAUGGUAGCACAGAUUCCCCAGGUCGUUCUCCUCCUCCGUCUGAGUGUAGUAGUCGCCGUUCGUCCGUCUCCAGCUCCUCCUCCCUGAAUGCGGAGACCAGAGCGGAUCCUGACAAGCCACGACACCGAGAGGUGGAGAAGCUGCUGAGAGCCAUAGCAGACGGGGACGUGGAGAUGGUGCGCUACCUGCUGGAGUGGGUGGAUGAGGAGCCAGAAGAGGACGUGCCAGCUGUGCCCACGCAGACGGAGCUCUGCCACCCGCUGUGCCAAUGCCCACAGUGCGAACCCACACAGAAGAAGUUGGUGAGCGCGCCCACUAGUGGCGUGGGGGUGAACAGCAGCAGUGCGGACGGCUUCACUCCGCUGCACGUGGCGGCGCUGCACGGUCACCUGACCCUGGUCACCCUGCUCACGCGCCACGGGGCCACCGUCAACGCACGCAACAGCCAGGGGGCCACGCCCCUGCACCUCGCCUGCCAGAACAGCCACCUACAGGUGACCAUGUCUCUGCUGGAGUGUAACGCAAAGGUGAAUAAGAAGGACCAGUAUGGCAACACGCCCCUCAUCACCGCCUGUCUGAAGGGACACCUGGACACCGCUACCGCCCUCCUCAAGAGCUCGGCGUCUGUCAACCUGGCGAAUAACCAUGGCAACACGGCGCUGCACGAGGCGGUGCGGGGGGGCCACGCUGGGCUGGUGGAGCUGCUCAUGGGGGAGGGGGCACUCGUGCACAUGAGGAACAAGCGGCAGAGGACACCCCUCGACUGCGCACAGGAGACCGGCGGAAAGAAUACGGAGAUCGUGAAACUGCUGCAGAGGGCGCCGACCCCCGCCCUUGAGGCCGCCGUAGAGCCAGACAGGCUGCCCAAGGGAACUCUGGCGCAAUCUCUAGUAGAUCGACUGAAGCAGCAGGAGGAUGUCAACAACAAGCGGCAAGACCUUGUCCAGUCAUUCCAGAGGACGCAACAGGCAGUGUUGCAAGACAAGACCAGAUCCACCAUCAACUCACCACUCCUCAAUCAGAUGCCCGAGAGGAAGAAACUGCAGCGGGGUGAGACGGUGGAGACCAGCUCCCCCAAGGACACCGGUGGUGAGCGCGGCCGGUCCCCCGCCGCGCCCAUCAGGAGCACUCUGACCCGCAGCCACACCGUCCACCAGGCGCUCUCCAAGGGCACCCGGCUCCCUCGCAUCAUCCCCAGGAUGCCCCUCUCCAAGGCGGCCCGCUCCCCCAGCCCUGGCGACCCCCUCAGCACUUCUCCCCGCCGCGAACCUCCUCUCCGCACUUCUCCCCGCCGCGAACCUCCUCUCCUCUCCUCUCCCCAGCGCGAGCCUCUGCGCACCUCCUCUCCCCGCCGCGACCCUCUCCGCACCUCCUCUCCCCGCCGAUUCAGCCCAAGCCGUCGCGGCGACAGACAAACGCCCAGCCCCAGUCCCCACGAUCGACAAACGCCCAGUCCCCACGAUCGACAGACGCCCAGCCCCCGCGGCCGACAAACCCCGAGCCCUCGUGCGCUCAGUCCCAGCCCGCGAGCGCUCAGUCCCAGCCCACGCACACUCAGCCCCAGUCCCAGCCCCGGCCCCCUCGACAGAAUCAGCCCCUCUCCACGCGACCGACUGGGCUCUGGCUCCUCCCCCCGCGACCGUCUGAGCUCGAGCCCCCGCGAUCGCCUGGGCUCCUCCUCCUCUCCCAGAGAACGGCUCACCCCUAGCCCCCGCGAUCGACUGGGUUCCAGCCCCCACGAUCGACUCAGCAGCCCGAGCCGCCGCGAUCGACUGGGUUCCAGCCCUCGCAGUCGCCUGAGCUCCAGCCCUCGCGACUCGCGACUCAGUCUCAGCCCCCCUCCCCUCAGCGUCCACUCGGCCCCGGCGCCCGACGCUCUUCAGCCUGCCCAGGUCAACGGGGGCAGAGGCCGGGGCCGGGGCAGGAGCAGGAGCAAGAGCAAGAGUCUGGCUGAUGACGAGGAGGAGGAAGAGGAGCUGAAGCCCAGGACCAAUGGCACGGCGGAAAUGGAGAUGGAGGUGGGGUUCGUGGUCUAAGCGGAGAUGGAGAUGGAGGUGGAGAUGGGGUUCGUGUCCAAGCGGAGAUGGAGGUGGAGGUGGAGGUGGAGGUGGGGUUUGUAGUCUAAAUUCCCCUCAUGUUCUCAAAGUGAGAAGUCCUCACACUUAAAAUCCUUUUGGUUGUCUUUUAAUUAGUCUGAGGGUCUGAUGAAGACUGUUGAAGUCGAAUCGUAAUCCAGCCAUGAAAUAAUACAAGACAACUUUUAAGUGUGCGGACUUCACACUUUGAAAACUAUGGUUGUCCUUCGUCCUGCACCUGUUCCUGGGAUGUGCACAAUCCUCUCCUUCAACUAAUUCCCCUCAUGCCUGACCUUAAGCUUAGGCUUAGACCGGUCUCGGGAUCCCCGCACCUACUGUGUUGGGAGGCCCCCUGUCGGAAAGCGGAAAGGAGAGAGUGGGAGGGCAGGGUGUGUGUGUGUGUGUGUGUGUGUGUGUGUGUGUGUGUGUGUGUGUGUGUGUGUGUGUGUGUGUGUGUGUGUGUGUGUGUGUGUGUGUGUGUGUGUGUGUGUGUGUGUGUGUGUGUGUGUGUGUGUGUGUGUGUGUGUGUGUCACCUGACUUGGUCUGUGAUCGUCGCUAAGAUCUAACACGAGUAAUCGCCUCACAGGAGAACCCGAGCGACUUUCAGCAAUGACUAACUUUAUUAUGGCACAUGAAAUGAAUACUAAGGGGCUGCAUGGUACCGGACAUGAGAGAGAGGAACAGAGAAGGACUCUAUAAAGAACACGUUCAUGCUCUUCUACACCCCCUGCACUUUUAAGUUCCCCCCUCCCUCCCUUCCUUCAGCAUAUCUUUGCAUAACUCUGGGAGAAAAAGGGAAACAUAGUUGGAAGAAACAAUAUUUUUUUUUUGUCCGAUUAUUUUUCAUAAUCGAUUAUUAGAAAAGUAGAAGAUGUCAACUCUAGAGACAGUUUUUGAACUGGCAUACUUGAUUGAAGGUCUUAUGGGCGUGUAUAUUUGCACAUGCUUCUAAUCGAAGUACGUUUCCUCAUGGAGUGGGUUUUAAUUCAAACUGAAAUCCAUAUUUUUCAUGCUAAUGCUUUUGUACUGAAGCAACGUUUGGAGUGCAUGCACAUCCAAUUAAACAAGUGCUGGAUUAAACGUAAUUAUAAAAGGAAAGAAGAUCUGCACACUGUUGCUGCCCCUGUCGUGCCGAAAAGCGAGUCCCUGCCAGAACACGACUGCCCUCAUUGAAACCAAUGGAAACCAAUGACCAAUUUUUCAGAUAUUUUUUACCCAUUUUUGCAGACAAAUCCG